AUCUCCUUAUUACUUGUCUUGCACCCCAAACAAUUCUAGAAGCUUGAGUCUUGCGCAUGUCCAAGUCACCGCCUCUACGCGCGCCGCCCUCGGCUUUCCUAUUCCUCGGCGCGCGAGGCAUCGCGCGCCUUGCCUGCUUCGCACGCGCACGUCCCUGCCUCGCCUAGUCCCGUGCGGACUAGGCUUCGUCCGUCUGCCUCGCAUGCACACGCCAUUCCUAUUCCUUGUAGGACCAUGCUUCGAGCCUAUAUCAUCUAUUCCUAUUCCUACUAGGAAUAUGCUCCCGGUUACGUUUCCUGAUCUUCCGAGGAUUACUCCCGUCAUCGAUCUCCCACGCGCGUUCCGGCACUCAACUGCUUUUCCUAUACCUGCGAGGAUUAGUAUUCGUGCCUUGCCUAUUCCUACAAGGAUUAGGCUUGUCAGCUCGUUCUUGCACUGUGCCUUGCACGUGUCACCGUGUGUCCCGCGCUCGUCGUCCAGCACUCCUAUGCCUACGCGGUCUAGGCCAUCGCCCGCGUCACCUCCACUCGCUUGCCUAGCGCACCCCGCCUGCUUUCCAUGCGACGCCCAGCGCGUUCCGCCAAUGCUCGUGCUCGGAUCGCCUACUGCGUACACCCGUGCACCCCACGCCAUCCGCGUGUCGCUCCACCCCUCGCACCCACCCUCUCACUUGCUCGUCCUCUCGCGCGCAUCAAAUCCCGAUGCCUCGUACCCGUCUGUUAGGCCAUGCAUGCGUCGUUUUGGACCCAUUAUCAGCCUCAUCGGGUCAUCUCGACUGUUGGCCCUUUUUGUCGUCGGUGGUCAAAACCCACUCACGCAUCAGUUGUCCGUCUCGUACGCGCGCGCCAUCGCGCUGAUGACGGAUCGUGUUGUUAUCUAUAUGUGGGUUGUGAAUAAACGUGCACUAGGGCCUUCAUUUAUCCACGAUAGGUUUCGUGCUGCUACUGCUAUCGAUCCUCUCGAGGUGAGUUUGGCCUCGGGACGAAAGAUAGUGACUUCAGCUAAAGCCUCAGAUCUUAGCCUUUCCAUCGGUGGCCGAGUUUUGCCUACCGACGCAUUUGUUCUCGAGAUGAAGGACUUCGACCUUAUUCUCGGAAUGGAUUGGCUAUCCUUUUAUCAUGCAGAUAUCAAAUGUCGCAAUCGGGAGAUUACUCUCUAUCUUCCGGAAGACGAGUCGAUCACUUUCUUCAGCUCCAGAAACCGUUCUUUGCCUCAGGUUGUUUCUAUGGCGAAAGCCACUAAGUUGCUGCGACGAGGCAACUACCAGGGUUAUCUGGUGAGCCUUGUCGAUUCUCAGAAAGCGCAUUCACCUCACGAUGUUCCAGUCGUUCGAGAGUUUGUGGACGUAUUCCCAGACGAGCUUCCAGGAGGACCGCCCGACCGUCAGGUGGAGUUUUCUAUCGAUCUCAUCCCAGGGGCUGGUCCGAUAUCCAAAGCCCCGUACCGUAUGGCUCCUAAGGAGUUGCAGGAGCUUAAGGCGCAGAUUCAGGAGUUGUUGCGACUCGGUUUCAUCCGACCGAGUGUGUCACCUUGGGGAGCACCCGUUCUCUUUGUUAAGAAGAAGGACAGAUCCAUGCGCAUGUGCAUCGACUACCGGGAUCUUAACCGGUUGACGAUCAAGAACAAGUACCCGCUUCCCAGGAUCGAUGACUUAUUUGAUCAGCUAAGGGGAGCCUGUGUGUUCUCGAAGAUUGAUCUUCGAUCAGGCUACCACCAGCUGAAGAUCAAGGAGUCAGAUAUCGCUAAGACCGCUUUCAGGACUCGUUACGGCCAUUACGAGUUCGUAGUCAUGCCUUUCGGUCUCAGCAAUGCGCCAGCAGUUUUCAUGGAUCUCAUGAACCGUAUUUUCUAUUCCUACCUCGAUCAGUUUGUUAUUGUCUUUAUUGACGAUAUUCUUGUCUACUCGAAGAGCCAGAGGGAGCACGAGGAGCAUCUGAGGGUGGUUCUUGAAACCCUCAGACGAGAAAAGUUGUUUGCGAAAUUCUCCAAAUGCGAGUUCUGGCUUCAGCGAGUAUACUUUCUGGGUCAUAUGAUUACUCAGACAGGUAUCGAGGUGGAUCCAUCUAAAGUUUCAGCUGUUCAGAAUUGGUCAGCACCGAGGAGUCCGACUGAGGUUCGCAGUUUUCUCGGUCUAGCUGGAUACUAUCGAAGGUUCAUCGAGGGCUUUUCCAAGAUUGCCCUCCCUCUAUCCCAGCUGACGAGGAAGUCUGUGAAGUUCGAGUGGACUGACAGAUGUGAGUCGAGCUUUCAGGAGCUCAAGAGGAGAUUAACUUCAGUACCGGUGUUGACUAUUCCCGAUCCUUCUCGGAGUUUCACCAUUUUCAGUGAUGCUUCGAAGCAAGGCUUGGGAUGUGUCCUUAUGCAGGACGGCCAGGUCGUUGCGUAUGCUUCCCGUCAGCUUAAGCCGCAUGAGCAGAAUUAUCCGACGCACGACUUGGAGUUAGCAGCAGUCGUUCAUGCUCUCAAGAUUUGGCGACACUAUCUUUACGGCGGUCACUGUGAGAUUUUCACAGAUCAUAAGAGCCUGCAGUAUAUCGUUACUCAGAAGGAGCUCAACAUGAGACAGCGCCGUUGGUUAGAGCUCAUCAAGGAUUACGACUGCUCUAUUCAGUACCAUCUGGGAAAGGCGAACGUCGUUGCAGAUGCCCUAAGCCGUCAGGUGAAGG
Molecule: messenger RNA, 2666 nt
Organism: Striga hermonthica
Lineage: Eukaryota; Viridiplantae; Streptophyta; Magnoliopsida; Lamiales; Orobanchaceae
Source: the annotation of a GenBank genome assembly